AGCAUGGAAAUACGCAAUGAAGUGAAACAGAAGGACCAGGAAGUGGAAAAGAAAAAGUUUGUCGUGCGCAAUGCUGCAGAUAUUCAGAGAGCCAAGCUGGACAAGCUCAUGAAAAAUCCCGAUAAACCAGUUAUCAUUCCUGCGCCAAAUAAAAACCGAGACUUUUCCACCGCGAUACCAUCGUUUGUGCGAAACGUGAUGGGUUCUAGUGCUGGAGCCGGUUCGGGAGAGUUCCAUGUGUAUCGCCAUCUGCGUCGGAAGGAAUACGCUCGCCAGAAGCAGAUUCAGGAAAAAUCUCACUCCGAGCAACUGGACGAUGCAUUUCAGGAGCGGUUGGAAAACAACCGUAAAGCGGCUGAAGAACGCACGGCAAAGAAACGCGCCAAGCGUUUGAAGAAAAAAGCCAAACCAAAGACUAACCGGGGAAAGAAACCGAAGCAAAGCGUAAGCUUAGACGAAUUGCUCGAAAGUUCCUCUGAGGAGAGUGAUGAGGAGGAAAAUGAAGAGACCUAUGCAAAGGACGAGGAUUCUACAGAUGCCCCGGAGAAGGAUAGCGAAAUCGUCGAGGAACACCACGAAACAGAAAAGUUGAAAAAUACUGAUACUGAAAAUACGAAAGAUAACCAGACAACAGUGACAGACCUGAGUACCCAAAAUCAACCCAAAAUAGAAGCUCGGCAAGAACCAGUCACAGACCUAAAAGAGGCACAAAACAAAGAAGACGUGGACAAACAAUCGUAA
Messenger RNA from Anopheles marshallii, 741 nucleotides. RefSeq names its product PRKR-interacting protein 1 homolog. Lineage: Eukaryota; Metazoa; Arthropoda; Insecta; Diptera; Culicidae. Gene Ontology annotation, molecular function: double-stranded RNA binding; protein kinase binding; protein kinase inhibitor activity. The transcript has 2 exons. Bases 4 to 741 code for a protein of 245 amino acids. Gene Ontology annotation, biological process: negative regulation of protein kinase activity. The record is from RefSeq and is a predicted model, not a curated record. Gene Ontology annotation, cellular component: nucleolus.